Dioscorea cayenensis subsp. rotundata (Guinea yam) is the source of this 2147-nucleotide messenger RNA. Its product is annotated as phosphoinositide phospholipase C 2-like. Lineage: Eukaryota; Viridiplantae; Streptophyta; Magnoliopsida; Dioscoreales; Dioscoreaceae. The record is from RefSeq and is a predicted model, not a curated record. Gene Ontology annotation, molecular function: phosphatidylinositol-4,5-bisphosphate phospholipase C activity. Gene Ontology annotation, biological process: phosphatidylinositol-mediated signaling; lipid metabolic process.
UCCUUCUUCAUAAAUCCCGCUACUUUGCUCCCAAACAAAACCAUUCCUGACGAUCGAGCUCCCUUUCGCCAUCGACGACGAGAGAGAGAGAGAGAGAGGGGAACGGAAACCUCCACUGAGAUCGAGAUCGUGCUCCGUUGAGGACGAGGAUGGGGAGCUACAAGUGCUGUAUAUGUUUCACUAGGAAGUUCCGGUGGAAGGAGGCGCAGCCGCCGGAAGAUGUGAAGGCUGCGUUCACGGCUUGUGCGGAGGGGGCCGGACAGGUGGGGCCGGAGCAGCUUCGGCGGUUUUUGGUGGAGUGGCAGAAGGAGACUGAUGCUACGGCUGCUGAUGCUGAGAGGAUUGUUGAGCAGGUGAGGCAGCUGCGGCAGAAGCAUGUUCUUGGGAGGGUUGCUCGGCCUUUGCUUAAUCUGGAGGACUUCCAUCACUUUCUCUUCUCUGAUGAACUCAAUCCUCCUGUCAUAUCCCAGAUUCACCAAGAUAUGAAGGCUCCACUAUCUCAUUAUUACGUCUAUACAGGCCAUAACUCAUACCUAACGGGAAACCAGUUAAGCAGUGACUGCAGUGAUGUCCCUAUAAUUAAAGCAUUGCAGAGAGGUGUAAGAGUAAUUGAACUAGAUAUUUGGCCAAACUCUUCAAAAGAUAAUAUUGAUGUUCUUCAUGGGAGGACAUUGACCUCUCCUGUGGAACUCAUCAAAUGCUUGAAGUCUAUCAAAGAAUAUGCCUUUGCAGCAUCUGAAUAUCCUGUUAUUAUUACUCUAGAGGAUCACCUUACUCCUGAUCUUCAGGCUAAAGUUGCUGAGUUGGUCACUCAAACAUUUGGAGACAUGUUGUAUUACCCCGACUGUGAAACCCUUGAAGAGUUCCCUUCACCGGAAUCUCUAAAGAGGAGAGUUAUUCUAUCAACUAAACCACCAAAAGAGUACCUUGAAUCUAAGAGUUACAAGAAUGGGUCUUUAAAUGCGAAGGAUUCAAAUGAAGAAGAAGCAUGGGGUAAAGAGAUCCCAGAUUUUAAAACUGAAAUUGAUGAAUCUGUAAAGAGUGAUGCUGACCUAAAUGAAAAUGAUGGUGAAGACGCUGAUGAUUCUGGUGAAGAUGACGAGGACCAGAAAUUGCCCCAGAAUGCUGCUCCUGAGUACAAGCGCCUCAUCACAAUUAGGGCUGGAAAACCCAAGGGUCAUUUGAAAGAUUCACUAAAGGUGGAUCCUGAUAAAGUGAGGCGUCUUAGUCUGAGUGAGCAAGAGCUUGUGAAGGCUGCUGUAUCUCAUGGAGCUGAACUUGUGAGGUUUACUCAGAAGAAUCUUCUGAGGAUUUAUCCAAAGGGUACACGCUUUAACUCCUCAAACUACAACCCCUUCAUUGGAUGGAUGCACGGAGCUCAGAUGGUUGCGUUUAAUAUGCAGGGAUACGGUAGGUCGUUGUGGUUGAUGCAUGGAUUUUAUAGAGCUAACGGUGGCUGUGGUUACGUCAAGAAACCUGAUUUCUUGAUGUCGACUGGACCACAUGGUGAGGUUUUUGACCCUAAAGUGAAGUUACCUGUGAAAAAAACAUUAAAGGUCAAAGUAUACAUGGGAGAUGGAUGGCGCAUUGAUUUCAAACAGACACACUUUGAUGCAUACUCCCCUCCAGACUUCUAUACAAAGGUGGGGAUCGCCGGAGUUCCAGCUGAUAGCAUAAUGAAGAAAACACGGACGAUAGAGGAUGAUUGGACACCUGUUUGGAGUGAGGAGUUUAUGUUCCCCUUGACUGUUCCUGAGAUCGCAUUGCUUCGUGUUGAAGUUCAUGAAUAUGAUAUGUCAGAGAAAGAUGACUUCGGGGGCCAAACCUGUUUGCCUGUGUCGGAGCUAAGGCCGGGCAUCAGAGCUGUGCCAUUGUUCGACCGCAAAGGAAAUAAGUACAACUCUGUUAAACUUCUCAUGCAGUUCGAAUUCAUCUGAGAUUUACUUUCAUGUUUCAUUGAACCCUCCAUUACCAGGGAAAUGCAGUUUUUCUGUGAAUAUUUUCUUUGUUCUUUCUGCCUUCUUGACUUCCUGAUACCUUUUAUAUGGAGUGAGGAGAUAUGCUAAAGCAGUUUGUUGAUGGAGUUGUAUUAUGAUGUAAAUUAAUAUUUUGCUUGUUUGUAUAUCUUGGUGCUGAACUUUUAAUAA